AUGCCGCUGCUACGCUUGUCCUUGGGUUUGGCAACAGGAGAAGGUGAUCACGUGGCGCCCAAAGCUGUUCGUGUUGCUUUGGGUGACGCGGAGGUCUUCGCAGACAUCUUUGGCCGGGAGGACUCAGGCUCUUGGCCUCUGGGGCUCGGGCCCAAAUCCCUGAAGCCGGCAGCGCUCAUUGGCCAGGACAUCCUCUCCCAACAGCGGCAUUUCCUCGUGGCACCGGAGCCAUCGAUGUACGUGGCGGAGCAGCGUGACGCUGAAGGUUCGCUUCACCAUGUUGGAGAAGGCGAUUGCAUUGAUAGUGAUGGGCGGCGGCUGGAGGGCCUCCAAAAACUAGGAUGUACGAUGGAUGAUGCUGCGUGGGAGUGCCUCUCGCUGCCGCCAGGUGCUUGUGCAGGCAUUGCUGUGACUCCAAAGGGGAGUUUUCAGGGCCUGUGCUACAUCUUCGUGGCCGCAGAGUUUGGCAAGGAUGAGGAGUUCCGGUCCCGGGGCUUCGCCCGCUAUGCGGCGCCGCCUGGGCAGGCGCUGGCGCCACCAGGCUCAACUGUGGCAACGGCGGACGGGACUCCAGAUGCGCAGUGCUUCCGUUGGCAGCCAAAGUGA
Molecule: messenger RNA, 606 nt
Organism: Symbiodinium natans
Lineage: Eukaryota; Dinophyceae; Suessiales; Symbiodiniaceae
Source: the annotation of a GenBank genome assembly